Molecule: messenger RNA, 477 nt
Organism: Chiloscyllium plagiosum (whitespotted bambooshark)
Lineage: Eukaryota; Metazoa; Chordata; Chondrichthyes; Orectolobiformes; Hemiscylliidae
Product: cytochrome c oxidase subunit FA4-like
Cellular component (GO): respiratory chain complex IV
Source: RefSeq, a predicted model, not a curated record
AGGGUGGGUGCGGUGCAGUGAGAUAGGGAGGGAGUACGUCUGCUGUCAUUAUGCUGGGAUUAAUGUUCCGACAGGCCAAAAGCCAUCCGAGUCUAAUUCCAUUGUUUGUCUUCAUUGGAGCUGGAAGUUUAGGAGCAAGCAUGUAUCUCCUGCGGCUUGCUCUUCGUAACCCUGAUGUUAGCUGGGAUCGCAAGAAUAACCCUGAACCGUGGAAUAAGAUAGCACCCAAUGAACAGUACAAGUUCUUUUCUGUGAACAUGGACUACAACCAACUGAAGAAGGAUCGGCCAGAUUUCUAAAGGUUGAAUGUGGACCACCUUGUCCAGGUGGUUUUAUUAGAUUAUAAAAUGCCAAAUAUGAGCCCUUGGGGCCAAUAUUGCUACUGUAACUGUUUUAGUGCACCAUUCAGGAAUCAGAUUGUAUUUCAUUUGUGUGUGUAUAUAUGAAACUGAGAAUAAAUCUCAUGUGCACUACCUA